AACCAAUAAGAGUGGGUAAAAGAGGGAUUUACCUCCCAUUCUUUUAUCAUGCAUCCACUUCAACCACUAUUGAAACUUGAAACCCGAUGUAACUCAUAUCCGAUUGGAAAAAACGGAGCCUAAGAUUGAUCGGGUCUAUUUCGCCCCAUUUUCUGCAACUUGCAAUUUCGAAACCCUAGAUCGAUCCUCCUUGCUUCAUCUUCUUCUCUGGUACUUGACCCAAACCUGACUGGAUUUGCAAUUUAUCCUUGAAAAAGUAGCAAUCUUUGGCAUUCUUCGAGGGAGGACGGAAAUGGCGAAACCAUCGACUCCUUCGUCAACAUCACCUGGCGGCGGUGGCGGUGGCGGUGAAGGAAAAGGAGGGUCGAGCAGCCGAGAAAGUUCAUCAAAAACUUUGGUGGCUGAUCAAAUAUCUCAGGCCGUUCAGUCCACCUCCAAUCUCCUCCAUCUCAUGCUACAAUCCUCUCCUUCCCAGGUCCAUCUGGCUAAGCUUCCAAAGAACCUUUUAGCUAAAACAUCCACAAUUAAGAACACUGAGCUGGUGUUGGAGCAGAUGCCUCGGGUAAUUUCAUCCUUGGAUGCACACAUGGAGAAUGGAUUGCAAAGUGUUCCGCAUCUGAAAACCGUAACCCAGUUACUUGAAAAUAUUGAAAGCUGCCAACUGAAGUCUUUAUCCAGGGGCCAACUCUCUCAAAAGGAAUCUGAACCGGCAGACAAACUUCCAGAGGCAGGGUAAUGAAACCAAUUUCUGGCUCCAUUUUUGCUGGUGGUCUGAACAGCAGCUUGAGGCUUAUUCUCAUGGCAAGCCUAAAUUUCAAAGUUCAGAUGAAAACUUUGGAACCGAUUUUCGGGUUGUUGGUAAGGAUAUACCAACCAAUAACAUGCUCUUAUUGUAUAUGGAUGGUCUCAAGAGAUUGUCUGGUUUUGGUUGAAUUGGAUCUUCCAAGCAUGUGAAGCUUGCUCAGUUGUUUCUUGGGUAACAAUGUGACUCAUCAUGCUUAUAAAUUUUCUAUUUUUUUUUUUUUUUUAAAAAAGAAAAUCAUAAAUUACUAAAUGGAUUCAUAACAAAAUCGAUUAUGCUA
Molecule: messenger RNA, 1082 nt
Organism: Cornus florida
Lineage: Eukaryota; Viridiplantae; Streptophyta; Magnoliopsida; Cornales; Cornaceae
Product: tobamovirus multiplication protein 2B
Exons: 5
Coding region: 293-736 (147 amino acids)
Source: RefSeq, a predicted model, not a curated record